AUGGCUCUUCCCUCCGUUACAGAGACCGGCAGCUGUGCGUUAUGUGGGCCCCACGCGGUGUGUCACCAGCUCACCGGAACCUUCUACUGCACCUGCCCAGCGGGAUUUUACUCCGAGUCCGGAGACAGAAGGUUCGCCAGUGCUUUUGACUCCACGUGUAAAGAUUACGAUGAAUGUCACACCGUUAGAACCAUCUGUGGCCCCCACGCCAGUUGCCACAACACCGCGGGAGGGUUCUUCUGCCUCUGCCACCCUGGCUUUGCCCGGCUGUCCGGCAAGACCAACUUUACUGGUUACGGCGCUGGCUGCCAAGAUGUCGAUGAGUGUUUGCAACAGCCCUGUGGUCCCCAUGGCGUCUGCAUCAAUGCUGAAGGAACCUUCUUAUGUUCUCAAACGACACAGCCCAUGACCAGCCAUCUCCGGACAACUCUCAGCCCGUUUGUGCAUUGCCUGUCCAACCUGCUGAAGAACCAAUCCAUCAUCGACAACUGUUUCACCAAGCGACUCCAGCAGCCACCAGCCGAUCAAUUCUGUUCCCUGAUCAACUCCACGCUUGCGUUUGCCAGGAGGAUGUGUGAACAAAAAGGGGAAUACCGCCAAAAGUCUCAAACCUCCGUCACUUUGAAGGAUGUGACGUCGUUUGGGAACAAGUUUGUUGCCGACGGUUCGGGGGUGGAGUCGGCGACGGUGUUCCUGGGCGCCAUGGAGAACUUUGCCACGUUGGCUGCAUUGGCCUCACCUACUCAACAGCUCAAAGCCAUCUCCAGUGCCCACUUGGAUCUCGAUGUGCGGGUCAUUGAUGUGACCAACCGGAUGUUCUCGGCACACGAGAGGUUAACGCUACGAGCAAAGAACGACACUCUGGAUGUUUACAUGAAGACUGUGACUGAGGAGCAACAAACAGGUGCAUCAGUGGUGGUGUUCUUGUCCUACACGGACCUGCGUUCUCUACAGAAGGGGGAGUUUGUCACCGAGGGUCAACGCCGGCCCCACCUCCUCACCUCCUCUGUCGUCUCCGUCGUCAUCGGCAACCGCCGCCAUCGCCAGCUGCGGAACGGCGUCAACAUCACCCUGAGUCACACGUCACAGACCCAGGGGUCACUGAGUGACUGGCGGAUAUUUUGUGUUUACUGGAACCAUUCGCCGUCUUCAAGCCACUGGUCACCGGAGGGGUGCGAAGUCAUUCAGUCCAACGGCACACACACGACCUGUGGCUGCCAGCACCUCUCCAGCUUCGCUCUGCUCAUCGCUAACAGCAAGGGGUGGUCUGACCAGGACGGGACCCUCACGCUGAUCACUCUGGUUGGGCUCAUCACCUCGCUGGUGUGCCUGGCCCUGGCUGUAACCACCUUCCUAUGCUGUGUGCAGAAAAGGAACCUGCACGUCACCAUCCACAUCAACCUGUGCAUCACCAUGUUCCUGGGGGAGCUCCUCUUCCUUCUUGGGGUUGAGAGGACCACCAACAAGGCCCUGUGUGGUGUAGUAGCCGGCUGCCUACACUACCUGUUCCUGGUGGCGUUGGCGUGGAUGUGCGUGGAGGGCCUCCACCUACAUGUGAUGGUGAGGAACCUUCAGCGCAUCAACGCGGCGGGUGCCCACCGGGCUCUGCGCUGCUUCAUGUACCCCUUCAGCUACGGGCUGCCCGCCAUCAUCGUGGUCGUGUCCGCGGCAACAUACCCCGGCGGCUACGGAUCACGCCAGCACUGCUGGUUGUCAAUUGAUAAAGGACUUAUCUGGAGUUUCAUUGGCCCCGUCUGUGCCAUCGUUCUGUUUAACACGGUUCUGUUCAUCGUGACGCUCGGGAUGCUGAGACAACAGGUCACGCGGCUCAACACGCAGGUUACAAAGAUCAAGGACACGAGGAUGCUGACGUUGAAGGCCAUCGCCCAGUGCCUGGUGCUGGGCUGUACCUGGAUCCUCAGCCUCUUCCACUUCCAGGACUCCACCACCGCGCUGACCUACAUGUUCACCAUCAUCCACAGCCUGCAGGGGGCGAUCAUCUUCCUCAUCCUCUGUGUCUUCAACCCACAGGUGAGGGAGGGCUACCGGAGUUGCUGGGACAGAGCAUGUGGUGACUGGAGAAGGAGCAGCUACACCGACACAGCCUCGACCAGCCAGCCCAUGACCAAAGCCUCGAUCUAGAAGGUGCAGUAGAAUCGCGUGAUGUGGAGGCCUGUGGUGAGAUACGAGACCUGGAUGUGACUGAUGUCCUGGCCUAUAUCAACGUGAAGCCCAUCGUCGUUCUGCCACCCCCCCCUCUCCCACGGCCACCCCUCCCCCAGGACUCCUCCCGCAGAUCUCUCCUUCGCCCAGAUGUUUACAAGCAUUUUCCAGAUGUGGCUCACUGAUGCAUUGAAUAUCCGUCCUCGUGUGCCUACACAACAUGGAAGCUCAAAGCCACUAUGAACAUAAGCUGUCCUAAUAAUAGUCAAUUAGGGCAGUCACAGUGGUACAGCGGUAGAGUUGCUGCCUUACCGCGUUUGCAGCGCCCGAGACACGGGUUCCAUCCCGACUGUGGGUGCUGUCUGUACGGAGUUUGUACGUCCUCCUCACGACUCACGUGGGUUUUCUCCAAGAUCUUCGGUUUCCUCCCACACUCCAAAGACGUACAGGUUUGUAGGUUAAUCGGCUUGGUGUAAAUGUAAAUUGUCCCUAGUGUGUUAGUGUGCGGGGAUCGCUGGUCGGCACGGUCUCAGUGGGACGAAGGGCCCGUUUCCGAGCUGUAUCUCUAAACUAAACUAAACUAAAGUUUGGUGUCAAAAAGUAAACUGGUUUAAAAAUUCAUGGCAGAUUAUGGGGAUGGUUGAAAUUUGUAUAGAGAUAUGAAUUGAAAUAUUGCAUCGAUUUGGUCGGUCAAUGUCCUGAGAUGCCUCUUAGAAUCGUACAGUGAUACUGCGUGGAAACCAGCCCUUCGGCCCAACUUGCCCACACCGACCAACAUACCCCAUCUAGACUAAUCCCACCUGCCCUCUUCUAACCCAUAUCCCUCCAAACCUGUACUUGUCCAAAUGUUUCGUAAACGUUGCAAUAGUACCGACUCUUAUUCAGAUGUUCGUAGUGUUAUGAAGAACUGGACUUGCACAUCUCGGCCACUCACCGGCCCGUUCUGAUACCAUUGGAUUUCUCUCGGAGGCUGUGACCUCUGUUGGUCCGGCAAAAUUGAUAAUCCUGAAAGGCUCUGGAACGACGAGUGCUGGAAAACUCGGUUACACCUGGAGUUUAGUCUGUUUAUAGAAGGAGCUCCUUCUUUCGUGCCCAUCUUCCAUGUUUACCCGGAGCGGGGCCUUACAUCACCCGGCGUGCCUUUAAUGGCCGCGGGACUUGCCAUCGCCUGCCGGGGGCUCCAACAUCAAGACCCGGAGCGGGGCCUUACAUCGCCCGGCACGGCUUUAAUGGCCGCGGGACUUGCCAUCGCCUGCCGGGGGCUCCAACAUCAAGACCCGGAGCGGAACCUUACAUCGCCCAGCGCGGCUUUCACAUCCGCGAGACUUACCAUCGCCCGCUGGGGCUUUGACAUCGGGAGAAGAAUGGAGAGCAGGAGAGAGACAAGACUUUGCCUUCCAUCACAGUGAGGAGGAGAUUCACUGUGAUGGAUGUUUGUGUGAACUGUGUUGGUGUGUGUCUUGGUUCUUUUGUUGUGUGACUGCAGAAACCAAAUUUCGUUUGAACUUCAUUCGAGGUUCAAAUGGCAAUAAACGGUAUUGUAUAGUU
This is a messenger RNA of Leucoraja erinaceus (little skate), 3711 nucleotides long. RefSeq names its product adhesion G protein-coupled receptor E1-like. The transcript is spliced from 16 exons. Gene Ontology annotation, cellular component: membrane. The record is from RefSeq and is a predicted model, not a curated record. Gene Ontology annotation, molecular function: G protein-coupled receptor activity; calcium ion binding. Bases 1 to 2142 code for a protein of 713 amino acids. Lineage: Eukaryota; Metazoa; Chordata; Chondrichthyes; Rajiformes; Rajidae. Gene Ontology annotation, biological process: adenylate cyclase-activating G protein-coupled receptor signaling pathway; cell surface receptor signaling pathway.